GGUACACCGCACAACACUGAAACGAAACAAGCGCAGCGAAAGAUUUUGCAAUCCGCAGAAAAGACUUAUUAAUAAACCGAAUUUUAUGCGGAUGGCCAGCGAGCUGAGGACCUAAGAUGGGCUACGAUGUGAAUCGCUUUCAGGGGGAGGUGGAUGAGGAACUCACCUGCCCGAUUUGCUCCGGCGUGCUGGAAGAUCCGCUUCAGGCCGUGAUGUGCGAACACGCCUUCUGUCGCGGGUGCAUUAAUGAGUGGCUAACCCGACAGCCCACCUGUCCGGUGGAUCGCAACGCCCUGACCACCGCCAACCUGCGUGCAGUUCCUCGCAUAUUGCGCAAUUUACUGUCCAGACUGUCAAUUACCUGUGACAAUGCCCCCUACGGCUGCACGGCCGUCCUCAAACUAGAUGCCUACAAUUCCCAUCUGGAGGAGUGCAUCCACAACCCGAAGCGUCCGUUUCCCUGCGAGAAAGGCUGCGGCUUCGACAUACCCAAGGACGAGCUUAAGGAUCACAACUGCGUCCGGGAGCUGCGCACGCUGAUCGUCAAGCAGACGGAGAAGAUGGGCGAGCUCAAGUCGGAGCUCACAGACCAGCAGCUGACUAUCAACGAACUGAAGCGGGAACUGCAGCUGUUCAAGGACUUUAUGCGUGCCAUGCGCGUCUCCAAUCCUGCGAUGCGGGCCAUAGCCGACCAGAUGGAGCGCGACGAGGUGAUCCGCUGGAGCAGCACGCUGCCCCGAGCCAGGGUCACACGCUGGGGGGGAAUGAUCUCUACGCCCGACGAUGCACUGCAGCUGAUGAUCAAGCGCGCUUUGUCCGAGUCGGGCUGUCCGCCACACAUCCUGGAUAGUCUCAUGGAAUUCUGCCACGAGCGACGUUGGCCACGAGGACUCAGUUCCCUGGAAACGCGACAAACCAACCGUAGAAUCUACGACAACUAUGUGUGUCGACGCAUUCCAGGUAACACAGGCAAGCAAGCUGUGCUCGUUCUGAGCUGCGACAACCUCCAUAUGACUGAGGACGUCAUGAUCGAUCCCGGCCUGGUCAUGAUCUUCGCCCAUGGAAUCGAGUAGGCCCAAUUCGCUGCCUAACCACUUAUCCUAGGUUAACUGCUAACUAUAUCGAACAGUGCUCAGUUUUGUUGAUUCCUUAACUUAAGUGUAAGCAAUUGAAGCAAUAGUGUAAGAAAAAGCUCGAAAAGCGUACCAUUCAAGCGCCUCAUGACGACUUUCAAGUUGUACAAAAAAUUAUACAUUUACUUCGGAUCAUUGUUUUUUUCCAUUUAGUUCGUAAACAAUUUCGCAUAUUCCAUUAAAAUCGCAUACCCAAUAAUAAAUGUUUGAUUAAGCGAUCUCAACACUUAUCCCUUUGUUAUCGUUCACUUCAACUAAUUUUUAUGAAAGGUAGCUGUGAGUGUCUUAAUCCGUGUUUCAAUUCUUAUUGCACACCUUACUUUAAGUUUUGACAAAAUGGUCAAUACUUUUAGAAUACAUGUAAAAAAUAAAUAAUAAAAAAUGUACUUGAA
Molecule: messenger RNA, 1525 nt
Organism: Drosophila gunungcola (fruit fly)
Lineage: Eukaryota; Metazoa; Arthropoda; Insecta; Diptera; Drosophilidae
Gene: elgi
Product: E3 ubiquitin-protein ligase NRDP1
Exons: 5
Coding region: 117-1073 (318 amino acids)
Biological process (GO): protein K63-linked ubiquitination; tumor necrosis factor-mediated signaling pathway; regulation of canonical NF-kappaB signal transduction
Cellular component (GO): plasma membrane signaling receptor complex
Molecular function (GO): ubiquitin protein ligase activity
Source: RefSeq, a predicted model, not a curated record